Messenger RNA from Cladophialophora bantiana CBS 173.52, 1026 nucleotides. RefSeq lists its product as uncharacterized. The transcript is spliced from 4 exons. NCBI's taxonomy places the organism in Eukaryota, Fungi, Ascomycota, Eurotiomycetes, Chaetothyriales, Herpotrichiellaceae. Bases 1 to 1026 code for a protein of 341 amino acids. The record is from RefSeq and is a predicted model, not a curated record. Gene Ontology annotation, molecular function: oxidoreductase activity; zinc ion binding.
AUGGCUACCCCGACGAUGAAGGCGGCUCGUUAUCAUCCUGAGACGAAUAAGUGCACGAUAGACGAGAUUCCGAUCCCAAGCAUCAACGACAAUGAGAUAUUGGUCAAGAUAGCCUCCGCCAGCUUGUGUCACUCGGAUCUGAUGUUGUUUGAUGGGUCAAUUCCUGCUACGGAGCCAGUAGUGAUGGGCCACGAGGGCGUAGGCUAUGUAGAGAGGCUGGGUUCCAAUGUGAAGGGUUUCAAACCUGGGAAUCGCAUAGGGUUUCUCUAUAUUAAAGGGGUCUGCUUCGAGUGCGAAGGAUGCAUGGUGCACAAUCUCAACUGUACGCUAGGCACCGCCAAACUUCAGGGUUUCCAGUCCGACGGUUUCUUUGCAGAGUAUGCCGCAGUGGAUUAUCGUAACGCCAUUAUUCUCCCAGAAAAUCUUCCGAUGGAGACCUCAGCACCAUAUUUCUGUGCUGGUAUUACAGCUUUUCACGGAGUCGAUUCCUGUGGUCUCAAACGGGGCCAAUGGAUUGUUAUCGUGGGUUGCGGGGGUCUUGGACAGAUGGGCAUUCGGUUCGCCAAAGCCAUGGGCUUGAACGUCGUGGGUCUCGAUAUCAACGAUGGGGUGCUUACAGCAGCAAAGGAGAACGGGGCAGAUGUCACGGUCAACAGCAAAGAUGCCGAGUUCGAGAAGAAAAUAAGGGAUGCUACUGGCGGAGGCGCGGACGCUGCUGUAGUCUUCAGCGCUGCCCAAGCCGCCUACGAUAGCGCCACCAAAGUCCUGCGCCUUGGUGGUAUUCUGAUGGUGAUCGGACUUCCCUCGAAACCGCUUCAAUUCUCUGCUUUAGAGUUGAUGAGGAAGCUAUAUCAAAUCAGAAGUGAAAGUACGGGUCCUCCACAACAGAUGCCACGUGCAGUCGAGUUCAUUUCAAAGCAUAACAUCAAGCCGAAAGUCGAGCUGUACAAGCUUGACCAAAUCAACGAGAUGAUGGAUCUGAUGAAAAGCGGGAAGUCCAAGUCAAGAAUGGCGGUGGUGUUUUGA